AUGUCUAGAAUUGAUACCCAUACACACGUUGUUCCUAAGGCCUGGCGCCGACACUGUUGCGAACACGGUUUCAAAAACCCGGACGGCAUGCCGGCUAUUCCAGAAUGGACUCCCGAAGCACACAUUGACUUAAUGAAUCAACUGAACAUCUCAAAGUCUAUCUUGAGCAUCACAUCUCCGGGAACCCACCUAAAGCCUGGCGAUGACGAGCUAGCUUGUCGGGUCACACGUGAAACGAAUGAGGAGAUCGCUGCUAUCUGUCGACAGCAUCCUGAUAGAUUUGGGUUCUUUGCAUCUUUGCCACUGCCUGAUGCCGAAGGGUCCCUCGCCGAGAUCGAUUAUGCUCUGGACUCUCUAGGCGCUUACGGGUUCGCCCUCAUGACUAAUGCUCACGGCUAUUAUCUCGGUGACCAGAAGCUCGAUAAAGUCUUUGCAAGACUUAAUGAAAAGAAUGCGAUUGUUUUCAUGCACCCGACUUCAUGCCAUGCUCAUAGUAUGCCAGAUGCCGACAGGCCUCUGUCACAAUAUCCUGCCCCGGUCCUAGAAUUCUUCUUCGACAGCACAAGGGCGGUUGUCAAUCUUAUACUAUCAGGCACUGUCGAGCGAUAUCCCAACAUCACGUACCUUGUGUCACACUGUGGUGGAGCUUUGCCACCUUUGAUUGAGCGAUUCUCCUCAUUCUCAUCUGUCAUUUUGAACGGACAGAAGGGUGUGAAUUCACAAGAUGUGAAAAGGCUGUUCAAGUCGAGAUUCUACUUUGAUCUGGCAGGAUUUCCAUUCCCUGACCAGAUUCAUGGUUUGAUCAGGACCACGGACUCUUCCCGGCUGUUGUACGGGAGCGACUUCCCGUAUACCCCUGCUUCUGCACUUCCCGCAAUGGCAGUACGCAUGGACCAUGGUUUGGCAGAUUUGUUUGAUGAAUAUGCUGUCAGCAAUAUCUAUUCGGGAAAUGCAAAACGACUGCUCAAUCUGUGA
Messenger RNA from Exophiala aquamarina CBS 119918, 975 nucleotides. RefSeq lists its product as uncharacterized. NCBI's taxonomy places the organism in Eukaryota, Fungi, Ascomycota, Eurotiomycetes, Chaetothyriales, Herpotrichiellaceae. The transcript is spliced from 2 exons. Bases 1 to 975 code for a protein of 324 amino acids. Gene Ontology annotation, biological process: secondary metabolic process. Gene Ontology annotation, cellular component: cytosol; cytoplasm. Gene Ontology annotation, molecular function: carboxy-lyase activity; hydrolase activity. The record is from RefSeq and is a predicted model, not a curated record.